AUGAAAGAAGAGCAACUUGUUGGAGCAGCUCAGUUGUUGCAUGGGAAGAUCAUAGAUUGGACCAUGUCUUGGAGAGGUUCCAACAUGCGCCAGCUGCAAGGCGACAUUUCAGUAGUUGCUUCGCCGUUGGUUGAGGCUGAGGAUCUGGCUGCGCAAUGCGUCUUAUCUCCAGACCUUGGUCACGUCGGAUUCGCGGCUACGGUACUGGACAGUCGAGAAAGUUCCCGUCAUGUCAAGGACGACGCAAUGGUAUGCUGA
This is a messenger RNA of Nezara viridula (southern green stink bug), 258 nucleotides long. The record is from the annotation of a GenBank genome assembly. NCBI's taxonomy places the organism in Eukaryota, Metazoa, Arthropoda, Insecta, Hemiptera, Pentatomidae.